This is a messenger RNA of Pieris rapae (cabbage white), 6396 nucleotides long. RefSeq lists its product as uncharacterized. Gene Ontology annotation, cellular component: exocytic vesicle; plasma membrane. The transcript is spliced from 10 exons. Bases 365 to 5989 code for a protein of 1874 amino acids. Gene Ontology annotation, molecular function: neurexin family protein binding. The record is from RefSeq and is a predicted model, not a curated record. NCBI's taxonomy places the organism in Eukaryota, Metazoa, Arthropoda, Insecta, Lepidoptera, Pieridae. Gene Ontology annotation, biological process: exocytosis.
UCGAAUUGAAUACGAACGGCCGUAUUCUUUGAAUAUGGGGUAGGCGAUUGCGGCGGCCGAUAGCCUGACAAACCGGUUUAACGAAUAGACGAUCGAACGAACGUACAAUAUUACCAAUUUAUGUAUAAGAGAUUUAUGAUAUUUUAAGAACUAACUUAUUAUUAAAUCAGAGUUGUUUCUCUUUGUUUGUAAAGUGUGUUUUGAAGUUUUAAUAUAGUUGUGUAUCGCGGCGCUCCAACGAUCCUGAUUUUGGAAUUUUGCUUUGUGCCCACUUAGUAUUUUAGAUAAAACAGACAGAAGUUCGUGUGUAAUCAUCGGCUAUCAGCGGAGAAUUUCUUCACAAAAGAUAACAACCAAUGCAACAAUGCAGAGCACAAGAGACUCCAGUCGAAAGCGCAACAUUAAGAGACGUAGCUCAAGAAAGAAAUCCCUGUCUCCAUCAGAUUUAAAAUGCGUAGAGAAAUCAGAGAAACUGGGGCGGCGAUCCCUAUCAGAAGUCUCGUUGAAAGUGAAACACAGGAAGAGUAACAUACAAAGAACUCUGACACAUCCGAUAUCGUGUUUCGACAAAGUGCCAAUCGAUGUUAGUGCCAUGAAAGUAGAACCCGUCCCGCCGGAAAGUGACGAAUCUCACGUACCUCCGACAAGUAGUGAUAGAGAUACAGAGGACGAUGCGCGCGCGCUACCCAAACCGCCUUCGACCAGACGGCGAUGGGAUUCGGGGAGUGAAAUGGAUUCACUUGUUUCCAUUGCAGUGAGAAAGGCAUCGGCACGACGACGCCGAACGUCCGCUAACCCAGAUUGGGGCGUCAACAGUGAGCCGGGCGAAGUGAGUGAACCUGAGGCCGGUCGCAUGCGUCCCGAGGACUACCGCCUUGUGUUCCUGAGCUCGGAUUCGUCGUGCCGUGAGGACACGGAAGACUCUGCCUCCACUGCGUCCUCCGCCGCGCCCCCCGUGGCCGACGACUGCGACUGGGACUACUUCGAGCCCGGCGCGGCGGCGGCUCAGCCUCCACCGUUACAACCGCCCCCCCAACAUACACCACAAGACUGCCAACGCGCCUGCUCUUGCGGCGCUGAACCACGUUUCGUCGCCGUCCCAGUCCCCGUACCUGUGCCAGUCCCAGCUGCUCUUUGGCCCGCCUUACUCGCAUUUACGCCGCAAACUCCGCCGACUCCCCAUUGGAGCACGUACCCCGGUUUCCCACCCCUCGAUGCCGCCGCUCUCGCACGCAUCACAACGGCCGCCGCCGUUGCCGUCACCGCAGCCGCCACCGCUAACGCUUUACCUCGAAAUCGGCUUGAGAUGACCAUCGAAAAGACUGAUAAAGCCAUACAGUCCGAGACGCAAUCAGUCGAACUCGGCGAUAACGAUAAGAGCGAUAACAAUAUCGACGCAGUUCAACAUGAAACGUCAGACGGUAUAAAAGUGAUCGCAGAGGACGACUGUCUUUCGGUUUUGUCAGAAGGCACAGAAGCUAUGCCUGAUCAUCUGGACGCUGAAAAAGCUUUCCCUUCGUCAAAUGAGUCAGCCCAAUCUAGUGAUUCUGAGAAGGGCGUUGCGCGCAGGAGCUAUGACCUAAGAAGCGCCGCCCCGGAGGAGCCCCCUACGUCGGACGAAGACUCCGAUGACUCCGGCGGCGGAGGCGGCCAGUUUUCAAGAGUGUUUGUUGUUAAUCCUACUUCUUCAUCUUCAGAAAACGAAGAAAACGCUGACAGUAGUGGCAUUGACUGUGACGACUCUUAUGACAAAAAAUCUGACAGCUUAGAAAUGGUAGCUAUGGAGCUAGCGUUACAAAACGAUAUUAACCUGCACGAUUAUCAGGAGGAUUCUUGUUCUAACAAUAAUGUGGUCGUACUUCAAUCUCUUAAUUUUACUGAAGAAUAUUCCGUUUAUCCGAUUCAGAACAAAAGAAUUUUCGACAAUGAAAACCAACAAAUUUCAAAUUUCAGUGAUACAAAUAUGCUCUCGAGUGAAACCAAUGAAAAAUAUAACAGUUUUAUUGAAGCAAGUAGUGAUAAGGAUCUAAACAGUUUCGAUUCAUUAAAUCAAAAUUCACAAAGUGGAAAUUCCUCAGAUGUUAUUGAGUGCGAUUCUUUGGACAAUUCAUUUAACUUCGAUUGCAAUAUUAAAGUUUCGGAAGACUUAAAUACGGAAUCCUGUAAUAAUAACGCGGAAUUAAUAUCAAGCCCCACGACAAUACCGAGCGCAAUAAUACCAGAACCGGUUCCUUCGCCGGAACCUGCCUUCGAAAACUCAAAUAAAUCAUCAUUGCCGCCCGUACAAAAAAUUGAUUUGUUUAAAGGUAUUGAACGUACGCUUAGUGAAUUAUUGAAGAAAGAAUUAAUGGAGGGCCGCGGUGAGGAGAAAAUGCACAUUUCGCGGCCGGUUUGCGUUGAGACGGAGAGGGGCGCGGGCGCACCUGUGGAGAAUACAGUUUGCCGCUCGCGCACGGCCGGUGUGGACGGGUCCGCGCGUUUCACUAGCCGCGUUAUGAUAACGCACGAUCGUGUCUCCGUAGUCACGUCAGACACGACGCGGCUAAUGCAAGAUAUCACAGUGCACCACACAAAUUUAGACAACGAACCAGACCCUAACGCAAGUGCACAACAAAACGAAAUUAACGAACGAUUAUCCGACGACGAAUCGGCGCAACCUUCAGCUGGAGUGACUGUUGUUAGUAACGCCGACACUCUCUCUGCAGUUGUGUGCCUCGAGGACGGACUCGCGGAUGAUGAUUCUUGGGUCGACGACGUCAGCCAUGACGAUGAGGAAGCCACCUCUCAGUCAGAUUCUGAUUCAGGGGAUGAAGCGAGCUUACCUGCCCGGGCAGAUGAUUUCGCAUAUUGUAGGCGUUCCAUAGACUUCACAUUACAUACAAUAGUAGAAGAAAGUUGUGAAGAAAGCGAGACUGAGGCCACAACAAAGAAGCCACGUCCUUUAUCAACAACGGAGCUCGAAAAGUAUUUUUUCUUUGGAUUAGGUGACGGAAAAAAUAUUCGGGAUGAAGAUGACCAUGUAUCGGACACCUCUAGUGUGUGUAGUGAGGACGGUGAAUCAAUAGUUGAUAGUGAACAACAACCCAGACAAAGUGGCGAUAGUGAUGAGCUUGUGACCUCUAGGUUAGAAAAAUAUUUUUUGUCCGGUUUUAUGGGUUUCAACCAGGAACGAAGGGAUUCAGAUGGCUCAGGAAGUGUGGGAAGUGACAGUGAAGGAAAACAGAGCCCGGAGCAACGACGAAAACGCCUAGUUCGUGCUCGAGGUACACCGCGGUCACAUUCUUCAUCUUUAGACAACUUACUCGCCGGUGAGGAACCAUCACAAGAAAACCAAGAAAUUUCAGGUGGCUCAAGCACAGAAUCCGAUAACUGCAAUGAGUCACUGGAGCGAUUGGAUUUGUCAAGUGAAACGAAACGUAAAAAACAAAAUAAAAAGCUGCGAAGUUCGCCCGCUGAUGAACGGCGUCAGUCUAUGGAAUUUCCUGAAGAAACCCGUGAUGAUACGCGGUCAGUCUCAGAAGGAGAGGAUGGCCGUUCAAGCCCACGACCAGAGUUCCCACCUCUUGGAUCAGAACUUUCUGAAUCAAAAAAACAAACUAGUCGUGAUAGCGGGUUUGUUGGCAGCUGCGACGAUUUAUUAAGAAAUGGCGAUUCAAGUUCUGAUUUUACAAAAUCUCACGAACCUAAAACCGAAUUAGAAGAAAUAAUAGAAGAGGUAAGACCCGAUACAGAUGAACGCAUAGAAAGAACACCCUCGUCAGGCCCUCCACCGAGUCCACUUUCAAGGAAAGAUAGUUUUAACAACUGGUCUUCAGAUGAAGAAACAAAUUUGAUGAUGACUAAAAUGAGACAGUUCUUCAAGCAAAUGAUUAAUUCUACCAACGUACGAACAUCUACACCGGCCUCUUCGAACCCUGAAAGUCCUAAACCACCGAAACCACCGCAGUUACUUUACUUUGAAACUGAACUAACGAGAUUAAUGAAAACAGUUCCUGGAAUCAGAGAUGAAGAGGUGCGAGAAAUAGUGGAGUAUUUAUCAAGCGAGGAUACGUGGAGUGACUCCUACGACUCAUCAGAUUAUGCCGGGUCUGACUUGGAGGUGUCGGCAAAUCGAUCAGCUUUGAGGAAACAGAUAUCAGAUAGUUGUCGCGAAAUAAUUGACGAAUUUGAUAAAGGCAACAGUGAACAGGGUUCUCUUGAACGUGACGCCGUCGGUGCAUACCAGAGAUUGGCUGCAACUCUAGGUCGUGUGGGUGACGGAUCCCCACCUUUAUUUGGUAAAGUGAUGCGGCAUAUAGGCGGCAGGCUAGUGGCAUUGAUGCACGAGGUGUCGGCGGGCGCAUCGCCAACCACGGAUGACGAUAGUGCAUCUGAACCGGGAGCGCUGGCACGAAGUCGAUCUCAUGAUAUUCUAGAACAGACUGCAAGUAGGGCUAGUGUCGCGAGUGAUAGUGAAAGAUUUUCGUGGCGUGGUAGCUUUGAGUCAGCAUUAUUGGCGGCUGACUCAAGAGGCACAUUAGGGGGAGGUGGUUGUGAGACGAGGCGGUCCCCGGCCGGGGCUGAUUUAGCCGCUCUCAAAACACACUCGAGAAGCUGUGGAGCGAUAAGUGGUAGCGAAGACCGUUUAUGGCGAGGACGGCGAAGGGCCUCCGCUCCAGAUGCUGAGUCUGAAGAGGAGCAAAGGGCAGGGUCGCUGCCACGGCUGCCAUCAAUAAACGGGGCUACCCCAAUCCCUGUGGGCCCUGUGAAGUCCGCCAGAUAUCGUGCUCCAGGAUUCAGAACAGCCACCAGAGCGGCUUCAGCCCCAGGUCUUCAUGCACCUAGAAGAAGACGACCUCUACCAACACCUCAACAACCACCUCCAGCUGCUCCAGCAUCCGCCCCAAGUCUACAAGAUGAAGUAUACAUGUCGGAUAACCUGUCUCCUGGCCAUGCAACCCUGCCAAGAAGAUCCAGCUCGCCCUUGCCACAUGAUGCUGACAGAGACAGGUUUUCACUCAACAGGAGUGGGCUACAGAAUCGAUCUGAAUCCAUGGCAUCCGUCUACUCGGGUGCAGGGGAAGGUCUACGUGGAAGUGUGACUGUGAAAGGAGAAGUUCAGUUUUCACUUCUGUACAACUACAGAUUAGGUGCUUUGGAGGUUGGAGUGAAGAGAUGUCGUGAUCUCGCCCCCAUAGAUGUCAAACGGAACCGGUCUGAUCCUUAUGUCAAGGUGUACUUGUUGCCGGACAAGUCGAAAGCUGGCAAGAGGAAGACGAAGGUGAAGAAGAACACCCUGAACCCCGUGUUCGAGGAGACCCUCUCGUUCGCGCAACCGCUCGCCUCGCUGUCUUCGCGGACACUGUGGCUGAGUGUGUGGCAUGCGGACAUGUUCGGCCGGAACGACUUCCUUGGUGAGGUCUCUCUGCCGCUGGCCGACGUCGUGUUCGACGACCCCGCGCCUAUGUGGUACCGCCUGCAUGAGAGGACCGAACAGUUUGAUGAGCAGCAAGGCACCCGAGGUGACAUCAUAAUAGGGUUGAAGUUUGAAUUACAAGAGGCAAGUGCAAGGGGCAAGGGUACUCUUCAUGUACUUGUAAAGGAAGCUAAGAAUCUCGUAGCUACCAAACCCAGUGGACUGACAGAUGUUUUUUGCAAAAGCUAUCUGCUACCAGAGCGUGGACGACUCGCGAAACAAAAGACAGGCGUGGCGCGACGAACAUUAAAUCCACGGUGGGAACACACCUUUACUUACCGCGGCCUUACUCUACAGGAUGUGGCCUCCCGGGCCCUGGAACUCAGUUUGUGGGACCGAGACCGGCUGGCCUCAAAUGAUUUCAUGGGUGCUGUUAGGCUCUCACUAGGAACAGGAACCUACAUGGGGGCAAGUGUUAACUGGAUGGAUAGUGUCGGUAAAGAAGUCAGUUUGUGGCAGACCAUGAUGCAGCGUCCUAACUUCUGGGUCGAAGGAUGCCUCCCUCUAAGACCACAGCUUAACAACAAUAACUAAUCAUUUAUAAUGGAAAUUGCCCCAAUUGUCUAUUUAUAAUACUGUAAACCAACGAAUUCUAGGACCAAGUUAUACUUAAUAAUCUUUCGGAGCAAUAAAGUGCCAAUUAACAAUUUCUAAUGCAAAUUUCAUUACAUUCCGGUAUUGCGAUGUUUAGUUUAAACGCCUGCUAGAUUAAGUUAUAAUUUACGCAUUUAAAAUAAGACUUGUACAAAUUUGAAACACGAAAUCGUCGUGGCUAUUGUGAUUUAAUUAUUUUACUAAAGCCUAGAUUUUAUUGUAAGUUUGUGGACAUUUUAGUGUUAAACUGUUUUAUAACACGAUAAGAUUUAUUUUAAGAAGGCAAUUGUUUGUGCCUUUUAUUUUAUAAAUACAUCUAUUUUUUAGAAAAUAAUGUAAAAGACGAU